AUGUCUCGAGAGCCACCUCCCUGGAGAGGUGUGCACACCAUCAUGGAAGGAAAGAAAGCAAAGCUCAUGCUCGACAACAACGAGGUCAUCGCCGAGACCGUCGGAAAGCUCAAAGGUGGUGGCUACUUCGACAGCAACCAGAAGCCCAUGGGCCAAUGGACAUACGCCAAAGUCCUCAAUCGUGGAACACUUCUUUGGGAUCGGGAGAUUUCCUAUCCUGGAGAUCCUGCAGAGCGAUCAAUGCAUGUGCAUUACUCUGAAGAAUCCUUCGACUACGGAGCUCCAAGGCCUUUGCUUGUCGGCUACUCGGCGCACACUCUAGAGCCUGUGCUUGCGAGCAUCAAUCCCGAAGUCUUUUAUAUCCAGGAGGACAUGGACGGCGAGCAUCUAGGUGGUCUAACACUUGAGACUAUCUCAGAAGGCAUUCUGGCGGAUACUAAGGUUAUCCUUCAUCAUUCUAUCACAGUCCCCGGAAAUCUUCGGGCGCUCAAGCUGCUUCUGCUUGAGAAGGAUUGGAUCAGGGCGCUUCAUGGAGGAGAUCUGAGCGUCGAGGGCGCGAAGGAUCUGGCCCGUCAAUCUGCUCAGUCGCUUUAUAAUGGACGAACUCCUUUCACCCUAACUCGCAUCAAGCCAGCAACCAAUAAGCAAAUUCCACCCAACAAGAAGCCCAACAUCCAACGAUCUGUCAUUCCGGAUGAGCCCUAUGGGCCUGAAAAUCGUCAACUCUAUGAAGUUCUUCCCCGCGCCCAUCUCUGGCACAACGGGCCUCAAGACUUUGUUUACAAGGCGCCUUACAUAUCAAAUAUGAGAUACCCAGCGCGCCUGUACCACGAACUUGCCCAUUCAGGCGACAAGUUUAAUGCCACCGCAAUGCUGUUUGCUGUUCAGCUUUGGGUCGACACAUCGAAGAACACCCCGACAAGAUACUCGAAUACGAACGACAUCCUCGUCCCAUGCAACCGUAAUAGCGUAUACAACGUCAAAGAAGACGCGAUCGACUCUGCACGGGUGCGUUGGUAUGUACUCGAUGCUGAGGCCAGGGACCCUGAGAUCUCUGUGGCAGAACGCGUUGGUCUCUACCCCUUCAUGAUGAGUGGCAGCAAGAUGGUGUAUCCCCAGGAUAUACCUCACAAGUUCCGUCUAUCUGAGACCCAGCAAGCCAUGGUUGGGAUGCCUGAUCUGCGAGCUCUAGGAUCACCAUCAUACCCCACCGAGGAUAGCGAAACGAUCGAAAUCGCCAUGCCAGAGCCUAUUGCUCGAAUCGCCUUUCUCCAGGAGACCUCAGGCGAACACACCUCGAACGACUUCUUCGAUGCCACCGGGGCUGGUCCUACGUCGCAGUUCGGGAACAGCUUGAGAUCCGGCACUAUCUGGUCUCACGAGUUUCACAAGUACACCCACGAACCUGGCCGCCCUAUUGGAAAGUUCAUCACACGCGAUUUGACUGAUAUUUGGACUCAGCUCAGUGACCGACGGUUACGGUGGCUUUAA
Molecule: messenger RNA, 1491 nt
Organism: Fusarium fujikuroi IMI 58289
Lineage: Eukaryota; Fungi; Ascomycota; Sordariomycetes; Hypocreales; Nectriaceae
Exons: 2
Coding region: 1-1491 (496 amino acids)
Source: RefSeq, a predicted model, not a curated record